This is a messenger RNA of Coregonus sp. 'balchen', 1265 nucleotides long. NCBI's taxonomy places the organism in Eukaryota, Metazoa, Chordata, Actinopteri, Salmoniformes, Salmonidae. The record is from the annotation of a GenBank genome assembly.
CCCUUGCCCAUUCAAUUCAAACCCAUUCAAACCACCCACUUCCAGACCCAGCACCACUCCCAACCCUUUUCCCCCAGCCCCACCCUCUAUCCGCCAGGCCCAACUCUCUAUCCCCUAGCCCUCUCCCCUGGCCCACCACCAUCCACCUCCAGCCCCACGUCCAGCCCCAGUACCAUGCUGGGGAGGAACAUGUCCCAGAAGCUGAGCGUGCUGCUAAUCGUCAUGGGGCUGGCGUGGGGGCUCAUGUUGCUGCGCUACACCGUGCAGCAGCCGCGCCACCAGAGCAGUGGCGAGCUACGCCAACAGAUCCUGGAGCUGAGCCGGCACUAUGUCAAGGUGCUCAACGAGGAGAACCAGAACUCACCAGGAGGACCGCAGGGCCCCUCUAUGGCCGGUUAUGGUAAGGACUGUUUUAGAGUUGAGAAAAAUCCUGAAGCCACAAUUUUCUUUCGUUGUGGCGCUGGAAAUGAAAGGAAAUGCAAAUGUACUUACUCUCGUUCUCUUUCUCUCUCUCUCUCUCUCUCUCACUCACUCACUCACUCACUCACUCAUACACACAGCUGAUCUGAAGAGGACCAUAGCAGUGUUGCUGGACGACAUCCUGACACGCCUGGUCAAGCUGGAGGGGAAGAUGGAGCUGGUCGCCAACACUUCAGUCACUAACUCCUCCCAUCCUGCAGGGGGCUCCCUGGCCUCAGCUCCAGUUGCCUUACACAAGCAGGACAUGCCAGGCAACCACCGCCUGGACACACCUCGCCUCCCUCCACACACACCCAACAGACCUCGCCCAGGGGUAUAGUGGUGUGGGUAGUGAUUGAGGCCCUGUUCAAAUACAAGUGCAUCCUUUCUUCCUUAGGUAGUCACUGAUCUAAUAAGGAUGGUCGGGUGGCAACUUUCCUUUCACUUAUCCAUUCAUUUACAGAUCAGUGAUUAGCUCAUGGAAGGAAGAAAAGAGGGAAGGAUAUAUUCUAGAUAAUUUAAAACUAACCCUGAGAAAGGACUGACUGCCUGUUCGUUUCCAAUAAGUACAUGGCUGGUUUCAAUUUUUUUACGAAGACAGUUGAGCACCUUUUUUAAUACUUUCAGUCAUGGACUCUCUUAGGCAUAAAUUUUAGCUUCCCUUUUUAGUGGUUUUAUCAUGGAUGGGUCUACAAACUGCAGAUGUCUCUGAGGAUGUCUGUGGGCAGCAACAAAGCAUCAACAACAGUAGAGAAAAUGAACAAAUGUCUGUACUCUGUAGAGUCUUCAAGGAAGCUGAUGAUGAA